CAGCGGGGGGUGCGGGGAAUAGCCUGCUGGGCUAAGCGACACACGUAGUACGGGGACGACAGAGGACUAGACGCGACAGAAAAGGCAAAGUCACACCACCAGUCGAGAUUCACAGUGAUGGAGGACAUGCCGCCGGCAGACGAGGGACUCUGCUCCGCCAAAAUCUGUAGACAGCGGAGCCCUUAUAGUGCCCUGAAGACCUUCCCCAGCAAGCGACCGGCAGUCAAAGCAAGGUAUGACAGACCCACUAUGCUGACUAUCCCACUGCUAGCAAGCGGCGGCGGGCAGCAUCAUCACAGCCAUUAUCAACAUCAGCACCCUCAGCCCUCCGUCAUCAGCAGCGGCGAGCACCACCAGCGCACGCUGCAGCAGCGAUUCCCCUACGAGACCGGGCCCAGCUGCGGGGUCGCCACGUCCUCUUCAGCGGUGGCGACAACAGCAACCGUGGGCACCCCGCGGAGGGUCUGCGGCGCAUCGGACCAUCAUAGCACCAGGUACCCGGCAGGAAGCUCCGUACAUUGCCACGAAUCUCCAGACUGCAGUCAAGAACUGAGCGCAGAAAACCGCCUCAUUCUGGACGCCUUCGCCCAGCAGUGCAGCCGCGUCCUCACGCUUCUCAACAGCAGUGGCAGGUGCCUGGAUGCCCGUGCGCCUCUCCCCGCGGCCCUGUCCCUGCCCUCCUGCGUCAAGCAGGAGGAGGCGGGCGAGCAGUGGGGGACCGACCACACGGACACCUCCGAGGCAGAGUCCCAGAAGGGCAGCGGGAACCGCCAACAGCGACCGCGGACGUCGGCCGUCCUCCGUGCCUUCACCGAAUCGCUCCAGGGCUACCUCAUCUCCGGCGCCCGCCCGCCUGACCUCGGCCUCCCAGCUGACCCCCCCCCCCCCACGGGCUCCCCCGCUCGCACCCUGGGCGGCUGGGCGUCCCCCUCGCCCUCAGAGUCCCACGGCCACCCCUCCUCCACUCUGCCCGAGGAAGAGCAGGAAGAGGAGAGCUGCUGCCCUCGCUGUGUGGAGAUGGAGCAGGAGGUGCUGUGCUUGCAGCAGGAGAACGAGGACCUGCGGUGCAAGCUGGACAGCAUUCCUGCCCCGUGUCAGACAGUCCUGGACUUUUUCAAGACCGUCCUCCAGCACCACAACCAAUUCUUGCAGCCUGUUCUGGAGGAGCAGCUGACAGAGGGCAGUAAGCAGCUCCUGGGAAACUACCCCGUCUUCAUAACCAACAAGCAGUGGGACGAGGCGGUCAACUCUUCCAAGAAAGACGGGCGUCGGCUCCUGCGCUACCUGAUCCGAUUCGUCUUCACCACCGACGAGCUCAAGUACUCCUGCGGCCUGGGCAAGAGGAAGCGCUCCGCUCAGUCCGGCGAUCCGGGCCCAGAGAGACGCCCGCUCAACCCAGUCAAGGUCACCUGCCUCAGAGAGUUUAUACGGAUUCACUGUGCCUCUAAUCCUGAUUGGUGGAUGCCGUCAGAAGAGCAGAUAAACAAGGUGUUCAGUGAUGCGGUGGGCCACGCGCGGCAGGGCCGGGCAGUUGGCACCUUCCUGGGCAUCGCCAGCAGCAGCAACUGUGGAAGCAUCUACUCAGAAAGCAUAGACAGCCACCUGUCUCAGGACGAGUUUUUCCUCAAGGGCCUUCAGGAAAGCUCGGCAGACUGA
Molecule: messenger RNA, 1656 nt
Organism: Conger conger (European conger)
Lineage: Eukaryota; Metazoa; Chordata; Actinopteri; Anguilliformes; Congridae
Product: BEN domain-containing protein 4
Exons: 5
Coding region: 118-1656 (512 amino acids)
Molecular function (GO): DNA binding
Source: RefSeq, a predicted model, not a curated record